AGCGCUUGCAGAAAACCGUACGUCAAUUUUUCCAGCAAUGACUUUAAUAAUAAAAGUUAACCUACGAAUGCCAGCUGUGCAUUGUGAAAAUGAUAAAUUUAAAACAACACAAUGUAGAAACAACCAAGUUUUCUGACUUACUUACAAAUACAAAUUAAUCGUGCCAUCAUUAGUUAGAGUUAAGGUUUGAAUUUAAAUAAGAAAAUGGUGAGAAUACGUUGGUUAUCUAGAACUUCUAGGAUAGUUGCACUAUGCAGCGCUGCGAAUUUUAUUAACAGUGCAGACAGGGUUAUUAUGCCCAUAGCAAUUGUUCCAAUGACUGAUAUUUUUGGAUGGAGUUUACAUGCUCAAGGGUGGAUUCUAUCGGCAUUUGCAUUCGGUUAUUUUACUAGUCAGUUACUUGGUAGUUUUUGGGCCACACAAGUGGGUGCUAAAAACGUAUUAAUAUGCAGUGUCCUGUUGUGGAGCAUUGCAACAUUUGUAACCCCAUUUUUAGCUGGAAGUCUAGUUGCACUUGUGAGCUGCAGAAUUAUUCUAGGAUUUGCUGAAGGAUUAGGCUUACCAACAAUAUUCCAUCUGUUUGCUCACAACAUACCAGUAGAAGAAAGGUCAAGGGCAUUUUCAUAUUUGUUAGCAUCAGGUUCUGUAGGGCAAACAGUUGCCUCAAUAUUGUGUCCUCAUUUAACUUGGGAAUCUUGUUUCUAUUGGUUUGGAUCAUUUGGAUUCAUAUGGCUUCUACUCUGGAAUUUUUUCUAUCCAGAAGAUGCUUACAAUAGUGAUGAAACCAUACCAUUACACAUGCCAAAGGUUAUUAAUCAUAACAUUCGUUGGGCUGACUUUAUAUUCAGCAAACCAUUAUGGGCUAUCUACACCGCACAUUUUGCAAUGAACUGGUCCUCCUAUAUUAUAAUGCAAUGGUUACCAACUUAUUUAUCUAGAUAUUUGGGAGCUAAUUCCCAUAGUUUAAGUUUGACUGCAGUUCCUUACAUUGUCAACUCUAUCUUUGGAGUUAUUAGUGGGCAUGUAGCUGAUAGUCUAUUAGGAAGCAAAAAUUGGUCAAUUUUGAAUGUAAGAAGACUUAUGACAAGCAUUGGACUGAUUGGACCUGCUCUAUUCCUAGCCAUUUUUUGCGUAGUGGACCAUUUGGCUUUUGCUCUAAUCCUUGUGAGCAUAUCCAUGGGUUUAUCGGCUAGUAACUCAGCUGGGCACCUAAGUAAUCAUGUAGAUAUAGCUCCAAAUUAUGCUGGUACUACAUUUGCAAUAAGUAAUACCAUAGCUACCAUUCCUGGUAUACUUUGUGGACCAGUUACAGCAAGUUUAGUGACUUAUUCAGAUGGAAAGUGGUUGUCUGUAUUCCUUGGUGCUACAUUCAUAAAUCUAACUGGUGCUUUUAUAUACUUUACAAACAGUGUUGCUACACAAGUUCUGUGAACGAGCUCAUAAUGUAUAAAUUGUAUUUAUUUAGGUUAAGGAAGAAAUACAUAUUGUUUCUAGAAAUUA
Messenger RNA from Psylliodes chrysocephalus, 1500 nucleotides. The record is from the annotation of a GenBank genome assembly. Lineage: Eukaryota; Metazoa; Arthropoda; Insecta; Coleoptera; Chrysomelidae.